Purpureocillium lilacinum is the source of this 792-nucleotide messenger RNA. RefSeq lists its product as uncharacterized. NCBI's taxonomy places the organism in Eukaryota, Fungi, Ascomycota, Sordariomycetes, Hypocreales, Ophiocordycipitaceae. Gene Ontology annotation, biological process: mycotoxin biosynthetic process. The record is from RefSeq and is a predicted model, not a curated record.
AUGGCGCAAAGGGCGAGUGAUCGAGCCUCGGAUGAGGUGCCUUUCCUGGCCGACGAGGAAAAGGACGUCUUUGCAACUGCGAGGCGACCGUCGAGGCGAGAAACGAGAUGGGCUCGCCUUUUGCCAUACUCUGGCGCACUGAACUUGACGCUGCUGGUGGCACUGAUCGCGACGUGGGCCUUGCAAAGACACGACCCGAACAAGGCGUAUAUUCCAAACGAGAUAUACUCACCUGCGCAAUCCGCGGUGGAGUAUGAAACAGUCGUCUUUACAGGUGGUCUGCGAGGCGACAAGUCAAAGUUCCAGGGCUCCUCGAGCGAAGUGGACGCUGUGUGGGAUGAGAUGUACAACGAUGUGUUGAUAUCCGCCAUUUCCCCCGAAUCAGCCGCCAAGCUCCCCAACGCAACAACGCCAUUCACGUACGACACGGACCACUACAUCAUCGAGCUCGACGUCUUCCACCAGCUGCACUGCCUCAACAUGCUGCGCAAGCUGGUGUACCCCGACGCUUACAAGAUGGACCUGACGUCAGGCUCGGAGGAAGCCGAGGACAACAUCUUUCACAUGGAGCACUGCUACGAGCAGCUGCGGCAGUCGCUGCAGUGCUCGUCGGACAUCAGCACGAUCUACUGGGAGUGGAGCGAGAAGAAGCAAAGGAUGUUUGGAAACGUGCACACGACGCACACGUGCAGGAACUUUGAGAAGAUUAGGGAUUGGGCGGUGGAGCACCAUGCGACGACGGACUUGGACUUUUCCAAGCAUGUAAAGGGAGCACCGUUGCGGCAUGAUUAG